This is a messenger RNA of Acanthochromis polyacanthus (spiny chromis), 3675 nucleotides long. RefSeq names its product WW domain containing E3 ubiquitin protein ligase 2 (gene wwp2). Gene Ontology annotation, molecular function: protein binding; ubiquitin protein ligase activity. Gene Ontology annotation, biological process: protein K63-linked ubiquitination; regulation of monoatomic ion transmembrane transport; ubiquitin-dependent protein catabolic process. The record is from RefSeq and is a predicted model, not a curated record. Lineage: Eukaryota; Metazoa; Chordata; Actinopteri; Pomacentridae. The transcript has 26 exons. The coding region runs from base 223 to 3129 and encodes 968 amino acids.
CACUCGGAGUCACGGAUCUCUGCGCAGCCGCUUCACAAGGUUGAGGGGAAGAUGCUUUUGUUGUGAUGCUCUCAGCUGUUGGUCUGCAGACAUCAGCUGCUCGCCCGGUGGAUAAAACAGCUGAUUAUUGGCUGUGAUCGUGGGCAGGUGACACGCAGCUCUGAGGUCAAUGUGGAUCUCAGGCUGAGCUGCAGUCACCUUGAUGCUGCAAGCUGUGAUGUCAUGGCGGCAGCCAGUGUGAGUCGACCUGGCAGCGUCCAGACCACCGAGAAGUCCCAGCUCACCCUGAAAGUGGUGUCAGCGAAGCCCCAGUCUCCGAAGCUGCCGAACCGCCACUCUCGGCUGAGCUCCUUCGUCGAGGUGACGGCCGACGGUUUGACCAGCGAAACCAAAAAAACGGGCAAACGCAGCGGACACCUGGAGCUGCAGUGGAACGAAGACCUCACCCUUAAUGUGACGCCUCAGAGCCGCCUGGAUCUGAAGCUGUGGAGCUGCCACACUCUGAGGAAGGAGCUCCUGGGCAGCGCCACCAUCGACCUGCUCGACACGCUGAGGACCCACGAUGGGAAGAUGGAGAACGUCCAGCUCAGUCUGGUGCUGCAGACGGAGAACAAAGGCUCAGUUGUGGCGGGAGGAGAACUCAACGUCUGUCUGGACGGCAUGGUUGUUGAUCUGGGCUCGCUGCCCAAUGGCAGCGCGGCGGCCGACAAGAUUCUUCAGUCGGACCGACCAAACCUGAGGAGGACGCAGAGCGAAGAGACUCCCAGUACAGCAGCUUCACACAGCAGGAGCAACAGGCAUUCGGUUGGAGGUUCUCAAAGUGAAUCUCCAGGAGGCUCCAGAGGAAGUUCCCUGACUAACGGGGACCUGACCGAGGAGCAGAGUCCUGGACCAGGAUCAUCGGGCCGUCGUCGGUCCUCCAAGAGCCACAGCAGCCCAGGAAACAGUGCAGAUAAAGUGGAGUUGACGUCUAACGGUCUGGAGAGUCGCAGCAGCGUCGCCCGUCACACGCCUCCUCCGUCCUCCCCGUCGGGUCGGUCUCCGGCCGCCAGCAGCAGCGGCAGCAGCCCGUCUCCGGGUCAGGACGCUCUGGGCCCGGCCGCCCCGGCAGAACCCAGCCCCAGCGCCACCUCCAGCACCGAGCCGGCCGGAAACAGCAGCACAGAGUCGGCCACCGACUCUCUCCCCGCUGGCUGGGAGCAGAGGGUGUUGCCUCAUGGCAGAGUUUACUACGUCGACCACAACACCAAAACCACCACCUGGGAGAGACCACUGCCUCCAGGCAGCGUCGCCCGUCACACGCCUCCUCCGUCCUCCCCGUCGGGUCGGUCUCCGGCCGCCAGCAGCAGCGGCAGCAGCCCGUCUCCGGGUCAGGACGCUCUGGGCCCGGCCGCCCCGGCAGAACCCAGCCCCAGCGCCACCUCCAGCACCGAGCCGGCCGGAAACAGCAGCACAGAGUCGGCCACCGACUCUCUCCCCGCUGGCUGGGAGAAGCGAGUGGACCAGAGGGGAAGGUUCUACUACGUGGACCACAACACCAGAACCACCACAUGGCAGCGACCCACGGCCGAGUCCGUCAGAAACUACCAGCAGUGGCAGAGCCAGCGCAGCCAGCUGCAGGGAGCCAUGCACCAGUUCAGCCAGCGCUUCCUCUACCAGCCGUCCGGAGCUCCGGUGGAAAAUGACCCUCUGGGCGCGCUGCCUCCUGGAUGGGAGAAGCGUCAGGACAAUGGCAGAGUGUACUUCGUCAACCACAACACCAGGACGACUCAGUGGGACGAUCCUCGGACCCAAGGGAUGAUCAAGGAGCACCCCCUGCCCCCGGGCUGGGAGAUGAAGUACACCGCCGAGGGAGUCCGAUAUUUUGUGGACCACAACUCGCGCACCACCACCUUUAAAGACCCCCGACCCGGGUUUGAGUCAGGGUCUCGACAGGGCGGAUCACCGGGCGCUUACGAUCGCAGCUUCAGGUGGAAAUAUCACCAGUUCCGUUUCCUGUGUCAUUCCAACGCCUUGCCGAGCCACGUGAAGAUCUCUGUGUCCAGACAGACGCUGUUUGAAGACUCAUUUCAGCAGAUCAUGAAUGUGAAGCCAUACGAUCUCCGUCGUCGCCUCUACAUCAUCAUGAGAGGAGAAGAAGGGCUGGACUAUGGAGGCAUCGCCAGGGAGUGGUUCUUCCUGCUGUCCCAUGAAGUCCUGAACCCCAUGUACUGCCUCUUUGAGUAUGCCGGUAAGAACAACUACUGUCUGCAGAUCAACCCGGCGUCGUCCAUCAACCCCGACCACCUCACCUACUUCCGCUUCAUCGGACGCUUCAUCGCCAUGGCUUUAUACCACGGGAAGUUCAUCGACACCGGCUUCACGCUGCCCUUCUACAAGAGGAUGUUGGACAAGAAACCAACCCUGAAGGACCUGGAGUCCAUCGAUCCGGAGUUCUAUAACUCCAUCAUGUGGGUCAAAGAGCACAACCUGGAGGAGUAUGGCGUGGAUCGAGAGAACAACCUGGAGGAGUGUGGCGUGGAACUCUACUUUGCACAGGACAUGGAGAUUCUGGGGAAAGUUUCCACCCACCAGCUGAAGGACGACGGAGAGAACGUGUUGGUGACCGAAGAGAACAAGGAAGAAUACAUCGGCCUGCUGACCGACUGGAGAUUCACCCGCGGAGUCGAGGAACAAACCAAAGCUUUCCUGGACGGAUUCAACGAGGUGGUUCCUCUGGAGUGGCUGAGAUACUUCGACGAGAAGGAGCUGGAGUUGAUGCUCUGCGGGAUGCAGGAGAUCGAUUUGGCCGACUGGCAGAAGAACACCAUCUACAGACAUUACACUAAGAACAGCAAACAGAUCCACUGGUUCUGGCAGGUGGUGAAGGAGAUGGACAACGAGAAGAGAAUCCGUCUGCUGCAGUUUGUAACAGGAACCUGCCGGCUGCCGGUCGGAGGAUUCGCUGAGCUCAUCGGAAGUAACGGUCCCCAGAAGUUCUGUAUAGACAAAGUGGGGAAAGAGACUUGGCUUCCAAGAAGCCACACAUGCUUCAACCGUCUGGACCUCCCUCCCUACCGGAGUCUGGAGCAGCUCAGAGAGAAGCUGCUGUUCGCCAUCGAGGAGACGGAGGGCUUCGGCCAGGAGUGACGAGGAGGAGGAGCUUCACCCCGAUAGUUUCUGUUAUUGUUCUUAUUUUGUGAACCACAGGGCUGAAAUCACCUGCAGCUCCUCACCUGGGGGGAGGGAGGGAGAGAGGGAGAGAGAGGGCGUCAUGAUGGAUCAUUUACAGGUGGAGAUGAUGGAGGAAGUGUGUGUGAGUGUGUGUGUGUGUGAGAGAGAGAGAGAGAUUGUGUGUGUGGUUGCUCACGUUAAUGCCAUUGUGUACAUGCAUAUAAACGGUGUGCGUUUGUUUGACCGGACGGCACAUCCACCCCCACACCUCUGCUUAGAACCGCACCAGAACCAGACAUGAUAGUUUUAAUGUCAGCAGCAGCUCACAGCAACCCACAGAUGCAGUAUAACGACAUAUCUACAGAGAGAGACGUACGUUUUUAACCCGACAGAGCAGCGAGUGUUAUCACCACGCAGAGGACACGCAGAUCAGAUGUGAUUUUAUUUUUUAUUCCUCUGUUCAUUAUGAAAUUCAGCAUUUUUUCUCGUGUACAUAACUAAAAUAAAUAAGAUUUCAGUCUU